AUGAAGUUUAGGUCGUUAUAUCGAUGGCCCUUCCUCCCUUACCAGCAUCUCCCUCACCGUGCCCAUCGUCUCCCCCCUUUCCAGCUCGGCCCCGCCGCUUUCUGUCGAGGUCUCCAGGCGGCCCGCUUCUCCGCAAAUGAUGGCAGCCGUGGUGGCCGCGAAGGUAUGAGAAGUUCGGUCUUCUGUGUUUUUUCUCUUUCAUCCGUGUUCUCUAUUAGGAACCAUGAUGCCAAGUUGGUGUAAAUCCCGUGUUUCCUUGUUAGACUGCCUUGGUGACCGCAUCAAGCCUAUGCUUUGAUCAAAGUAAUAUAAGAUCGCAUUAACUUUCGGGUUUGUCCCUUCCAUAUAGAAGCCUCCCCACUUGAGCUGCCAAAUGCUAUUGGCCAAGACUUUCGGUCAUGCCACAGAAUUCUCAAUGUCGUGGUUCAUUGAGUAAACAUUCUCCGCGGACAGUGUCACGCGAUGCUGCCUCCUUAGGGGAGCUUUCUUCAUGGAAAAUGCCUCCUUAGGGAAGAUGUAGCAUCCUCGAGAAAGAAUUUGUGAUGAGGGCUGAACCUCCCACUAGUUCUGCUCUAAGAAAAGAUGUGCAUCGUAGUUGUUAAAGUACUUGACUAAAUACCAUGACACUACAUGAUUUUAUUUCCCCAAGCAAUUAGGUAUUUUUCCCAUUUUCAUUUACUAUCUGGUAAAAAUGUUUUUCUAUGAUGAACUGCCAAGGAAUCACAAUAAGAACGUUUGGAUCUAUUCCUUCUAAGAGAGGGCAUAAAAAUGACUUUCCUAUCGUUAGAAGAUUCUAAUGUUACCUUUGCUUCUCGUAUACACUUCUCAAGCAUCAAAACUCUCUUGCUGGGCCACUCUAUUUUGAUGCUGUCAUCAUAACACAUAGCCUCAUUAGUGCUUUUUGGUCCAUGCUCUUUGUUCCAUCAUGAUUGCUUUAUGAGUUGUCUAAACCAGCUGAUGGAUUAGAUAUCUGGGGCCCCAACAGCUUCCUGGAAUUCACUUGCCCUAGCAGUUGCCAUCACCCAAUUAGCGUGUUCUCUGCAAAAAAAAUGUCCUUACCAUCCCAGCGGCACCAAAAGCCAACCUAGCCUGGAUUCAAUUGUUCUACCCACUGAGCUUUUCAUCUCCCUAGGCCACGUUGUUUGUCUGUGUCAAUUAAAAUAAAGCACCUAAUAUAUAUUUUUUUUGAGUAGUUGGUUCCAGAGUAUCUGUUUUCCUCGGUUUUUUUUUUGUAUUCCUUGUUCUUUGCUUUGGAGUACGUCUCUAUGUCACUAUAACGUGCGUUCAGGCAAUUUCUUCAUGGUGUCUGGUGCAACGAUGGCUACCAUACUUAUGCUUGGCAUUCUUCAUGCCCGGCGUCUCUACGAGGACAGGAAGGUGAAAUAAUCAUGUGGUAACCUUUUAUUGGUUUUUUUUAUUACUGAUGAAGGGAGUCAAAAAGUUCAGGGUCUGGACUUGAAAAAGUAUUGUAUACUUUUUUCAUUAUAUGUUCAUGUGGAAUUGUGUCCUAAUUCUAAAACCACCAGAUAAUACUUCUGCUUAGUUUAGUCUUAGCUUUUAAGGAAAAAUAUUUUAUUUGAUUUCUUAUUUUGAGGAAAAUGUGGUUGUACGAACAGUUGGUUAUGUGACAAACAGAGAUGAUGCAAACAGUCUUCAGUAAUCGCGUGUCUUUUGCAGUACAAUGCAAGCAUUUUUUACUUUUAAGUUCAUAUUUUAUUACUAAACUGGUACUGCAAUUUGAUAGCUUAAAGUCAUGAAGGAAAAAGGGAUUGAACCUGAGUUUUCACCUGAUGCCAAGGUUUGUGCUUAUUGCCAUUAGUACUUGAAAAUUUAAGCAACGCAUCUUUAGCAUUAAUAUGUAAAUGAACGCCUUUUUUUUCCUGACUGGUGUCAACUGUAGGCUGCAUUCUUGAAGCUAUUACCCCUUCGUUCGAUCUCUCGUUUUUGGGGUCUCUUCACAGGUGUGGUCAGUAUAAUACUGGCGCUUAUCUGAAGCAUUCAUUUUUUUAAACCCUUUUUGUGUUGCCAUUGUUAAAUGAAUGUGAAUUAAAAUUUUAAACUUUUUCCUGGACGUUAUCUUCUCCAUGUUAUCUUUUAGUGCGUUCUGUUCUUUUCCAGGUUUUCUUUCUUUCUGGUUAAUCCCCUGGUUUCUUUUCUCUAUAGAAGGUACCCAACAAUUUAUAUUCAUUAGAAAGUAGAAAAAGGAGAAAAGAGAAAUAUGGAUAUCUGGGACCUUAUGGCUCAGUUCUACUGACCAAUACGUCUUCCAGAAAAGUUGUAUCUCUGUUCACUUAGGACAAGCAAUAACUGAAAGUAUGAUGAGUCUAAUGCUUUCUUUCUGGACAGUGUGAUCAUAGCGAGUUUGAAGAUGGAAAUACUGUCGAUGACGUCAUUAGGAAGGCAUCACUUUACUGGGGACCAGUACCAACCCUACUGGAUUAAAUUCCCACAAAAAUUUAUUGUUAUCAUAUAUCAGUUUCUCAUUUUUGCUGUCUCAUUCACCUUUAUCCAACUAGCACUUAAUUCUGCAAAGGACGAGCAUAACAUCAAAUGAGGUAUCUUAAAGUUGUCUGAGGAGUAAAAUAUGGCUUCUGUAACCCAGUUAAUCCGAGAACGUUCCGCACUUGAUUGUGUUAGAAUGGCAAACAUGAUGAACAGGUGAUAUGUUUAUCCACUGAUAUGAGAAACGUUUUACUGUAGUAUUUCCUUUACCUAGCCUAUUUAUGGAGGGGGAUAAAUCAUCUCUUGUAAUUCUAACUCUUAUAUGUGCAACUAUGUAAAACUCUGUGCUUGUUUUGUAUUUGAUUAUCUCUUCCUUAUAUUUGUGUCAAUCUUCUCUAUCUUCAGUAGCAUGCCACUGGUCGUUUGAGGAUUCCACUUGUCAAUCGGGAAUACCAUAAAUGAAUAACAGUGGCAUUAGUUCACAGUUGGUGGCUAUCAUUUUACGUUUGUUGCAUAUAUAAAUAGUUCAUAUAUGAUGUUCCCCUUUACAUCUUGUGGUUAUUGACCUGGUAUCUAGCAGUCUUCUUGGAUGAUUGAUUAAUGGGAGUGUGUUAGUCAUAUUACUGAUUAUCCUGCCUAUUAGAGGAUGUCUUCUAAGUCAUCAAUGCUUUUUUAUCUAACAGAGUUAGUAUAUGUACUGUGAUUAGAUAACCAUCUUGUCAUGUCAUCGGCAUUUUUUACAAUCGUUCAUUGCCAGCUUAUUCUGCCUUUUGGUGUCUCACAAUUUCAUUGAAAUCAGGCUAGGGAUUGUAGAAUUUCUUCUGAUUUUACAUUUCUUACUUGCUUUUAACAGGAAAUACUUGAAAUGAUGCAAACUGGAUUUGAUAUCCAAAAUCCCUUGUUAAUUUGUCAUUCUGGACUAGCUUGGCUCACUUCAAGAUAAUUUCAUUGUUUUAAACAUGUAGUUAUUUUAUGUUUUUAUAUUUCUAUUUCGCUAUGUGGUACAUAUUUCCUACUCUUUAACUUUUAUUUGCUCUAUCUAUCAGGAAAUUCCUACCUGGCUUCGUCCUAUUGUCUACAGAGCCUGGGCACGUGCAUUUCAUUCUGGUACGUUUUGCCAUGCCCCCUGCCAUGUUCUUGGACAGUUCUAAAUGAAUUGUUUUGCCUGAAUAUGCUCGCUUAUAAUCUAUUCUCGCGUAGAAAUAUUGACAAUGCUUCUAAAAUAUUCUUUUCGAAAAUGACAAAUGUGAAUGAGAUAACCUAGGAAUUUAUAUUCUCGUAUAAAUUAUUUCAUUGUUGUCAAUAAGUUUUUGAUUGAUUGUCCUCUGAGAUUCUGCAUGUUGUGGAAUAUCUGAAUGAAGUUUUCGAUAGCCUAGGCAGUGGAGACGCUUGCAUGGUUUGUCUUGUCUAUAGUAAGAUGGGCCUGGCUAAUCUGUACUCUUUUAUGGGUGGUAAAAUGAUACUCAAUUACCACCACUGCCCAUUGCAAUUCGCACGUCAUCUCAUCUUGAAGUCUGCCUGGUGAGGACGAAGUGAAAGAAGGUUCAAUAGCUUACGCCAGUCCAAGGAAUUUCAGACCCUGGGCAAUGAAAUAUGGGUGCAAAUAGUUCUUGAUCAGGUGACUGAUAUGAAGAAAAUACUAGAAACUCUACAUGAUGGCGCUUAGAGUAUAUUCUCCGCAAAUUGGUGAAAUGUUGUUGCGACUUCCUUUUUUCUCUUUCCCUUCAGCCUUGGACAUAUUUCUUUCUUGUAAUCGUGGACAAUAAGAUGUCCUCCCAAUUGCUUAGGUACCAUGGGCCUUUUAUAAAUGGAGCUUUCGUCAGAUUUGGAUUGGAGGUGGCCCAUACACCAUCCUCUUUUUCCUCUGUGGAUUUCCUGGAAAUUGACUGGGUAUUUGGGUUUUCAUCCUUAGAAAAGCAAGACCAUUCCAAUUCCCUUUUCUCCUCUGGUUUCCAGCAUCCGUAAUAUAAAUCAAGGUAGUGGAGCUCAUGAUGGCACUUUUGACCAAAUAAUUUUUGUCCCAAUAGAGACAAUCAAGGUAUGAGAAUUUGUGAUUCUCAACUUUGACGCGAUCUGUGAUGAUGGAAGGAUUGAAUGCAGGAGAACACUGAGUACGACUGAGUGAGCAAGAUAAUUGCACUUUUGCAUUUAAACAUUUCUAUGGUCCUUAGUUUUUUAUUUGCCUACUUCUGAGAUAUGUUCUCCCUACAACCCAAUACAUCUAUGCCAUAUCUGUGUCCACUGUUGGAAAUCACAUCAGAAGCGUCCUCUUCCUUCUGGUCUUGAUUCCUUGGCUACUCUGACAUCAGAUUGGUGGGCGAAGCUUUCUUUAAAUAUGCUCACUUUUCUUAAUGUUAUAAAUAUUUCUCUUGUUUCUAGUCUACGUGUGGAAAUUCAUAUUUGGAAUCUCCACUACAUUUCACUGUUUGCCGCAUGAUAAUGGUCGCCUCCGAACUUUCUCUUCUGCAGAUUUGGAAGAAGCUGCUCUGCCACUAGAUGGAUAUAAAUCUUUACAGGAGUUUUUCGGUCGCACAUUGAAAGACGGUUCCCGGCCAAUUGACCCUGAUCCACAUUGUCUGGUAACUGGUAACGGUUGAUGUUAGGAAGUUUAUAGUUUAUGCUACCCCUUGCCAUUUAAUUUAGGGGAAAUUACCUCAAUAUUCCGCGUGCUUUCUGUGUAAUAGGUCAGUCCCGUGGAUGGCACAGUACUUAAGUUUGGGGAGCUUAGAGAAUCUGCAGCUAUGAUUGACCAAGUUAAGGGUUUUUCUUAUUCUGCAACUUCUCUUCUCGGGGCAAGCCCAUUUCUUCUGGAGGAUGGCUGUAAAGACGUGACAGACAUGGAGUACCAUGAAGCAAGAAGCAAAGAUUCAGGCAAAAGAUCAUGGUGGCGCAUCUCUUUUGCUUCGCCUAAAGUUCGGCUUCCUAAGACUGCAUGGUACUUCCUAUUUUCCUGUCCAGCAAUUCGGAUCUGUAUCUAGAAGCAUUCCUUUUGUAAAGUUAAAUUUCCAAUAAAUAUCAUAAUUUAGAAAAGUUCAUUCUCUUCAUUGGUUAACGAUUUUUUAUCUGCUUUCAGUUUUUAGGAAUCUGUGUUACCAUACCUGCCAAUGAGGGAUGUCGUUUGACAUCCUUUUGUUUAACAUUAAGAGAUAAACGCUUAGUAAGAGGCUCAUGUACCGGCCAGUGCACCUGACCCAUCACCAUCUUGAGGUUACGAGGCUUUGGUUAUUCCUCAAGUUUGAUGCAUCUUUUACAUGCAGGGGAUGUUUUACUAUUUUUAUGGUCGGUAUGAGAUUUGCAGUACUAUGACAUGGUGCGUAAUAUCGAAUUGGGGCGUAGGUGGUCUUGUACUGUGACGUACAAAGCUGAAAUCCAGUGGAGCCAUUCAUGUUUUGAACCUAUAACUGUUCAGAAUGAUUAGUUUACGCUCAAAGUUUCUUUGACAGCACUAUCUUGUCCAAUAGGAUCUCUAGCUAUACCCAAUGGUCGAUCCUACCCUUAGUGAGAAUCAGAGUUGCAAGGACUUUUCAACUUAUGUUCAUUUAGAAGGGAAUAUCAACCUUAUUUUUGUGAGAACUUGUUCGAGCUAUUAGUUUCUAAUGAUAAUUGCUUAGAUAACAGUCGUGGAAGUGCCUGAUGGGGAUCAGUUGAAUAAGUUCAUGGGAUGCUGGAUUUACUGAAAUUUUACUGGUCGUUUCUUAAUGCCAUUUCUUCUGGUUGAGGUUACAUAACGUUCAUUGCUUACAUAACUAUGAUUUGGUUGUGAUUUCAAUGAAUGAAUUACUAUAUGAUCCUUACGUACCACUAUCCACCCUAUUCUCAUCACGCUUUAGAGCGGAUUAGUGUUUUUAUUUCAAGUUUCUCACCAUAUCUGUACAGUUUGCUCUGUCAUGAACUUUCUGUGAAUUCCAUCAAUAUUUAUAUUGGUAGAUCCAAUCGGAAAACUUAGAUUGAUGAAAUAUUGAAAAACUACUUUUAUUCUCUUGAUGAAAUUUUUGACGUCUUCUGUGUGGUUUAAGUUUCUAAUUAGAGAGAUAAUUCACAUGCAUUAUCUUAUUUGCCUCCCUUUAUAAUCUUAUUCAAUGGAAAGUAACCUAAAAUGUUCACUGUGACUUUGUGGUUUGUUUGAAGGUAGUGAUACUACAACUUUUUCGUGUCUUUUUGUAAGGUGAUAUUGAUGUUGAUGUGUACUUUCAUCCAAACCGCAACAUCACCACCUUUAGAUUUUGAUCGCCUUUUAGCCCGCAUCACCCUAGCAUUAAAGUUCUUCCCUGUCCAGAUGACGACUCUUGGUAAGUAAGAGUCGAAUUAUUCUGUGUAUUUAAUGGGCACCAUUUCUCAUCUUAGAUUGUAAUUGAAACCUCUUCCACUGUCUGUAAAGGUUACAUAGAGUGGAAUGUAAAGACGCAUAGUGUAUUGAUCUGUACCUUGUACGUUCGUCUGGUUGGACUUACUGAUCUUAUCAGACUUGUCCUCAUGGUGCCCAGCUGUAUUCUAUCUCCAGAAACUUAAUGCCUUAGACAUUAGUACAGAAACCUGUCAAUUCCAAGGCCUGAUUAAAUCUAAUGCAUCGGUUAGCAUGGAAUUCGUCCCUUUCAAUUUAUCCCAACUAUGGUAAUUUUUAUGCUAAUCCAUGGUAAGUUUUUUUGGUUUUCCUUUCGUCUCUAAUUUUCUGUAUCUUGUACUAUUUUGUUCAUUUAGCAUUGCUGCACACCAAUAAUUGGUCGUUGGCGCGCCCUAUUCUAUAAUGUGAUCUGCUCUUGAACAUUACAAUGUCAUGAUUUUUCUUGGAUGCAUCAUCAUCCAUCGUUCUUUAAGGAAAUUAAAGUUCUGACUUGACUAACGUCUGCCUGACUCUGUUGUGAUGGCAGUCCAAUCAGAGGUGUGUUUUACUGUGUUAUAUAUUUGAAGCCUGGUGACUAUCAUCGUGUGCACUCUCCUGUUGAUUGGCAUGUUUUUCUUCGCCGACACUUUGCAGGUAUCAUCAUCUUAUAGAAUGUAUGAGAAGACUCAUUAUUUAAUGUGGAAUCUAGAUACAAUAAAUCUUAGCGCGGUGUAUUUUUUGAAUCAUCUCUUCGUUUGGAUUCAGGUCAUUUAUUCCCUGUGAAUGAACGUGCCACACAAACAAUCAGAAACCUUCAUAUCGAGAAUGAAAGGGUAAGGCCAAGUUUUUAUUGUGAUGAUAUGGAUUAUAUAGUGACUUACAAUUCUCAUAGACAAGGAUCAUCCUUCACAUCUUCUACAAAAAAAAAUUAUAGGAAGUACUAUGCUCACUUCAGUGUCCGAAUUAAUGAAAGUCACAGGUCACUUUGAUGUGCACGUACAGAUAAAUGAUCUUUUUAGUCAAAAUACAUUGAUAUCCACUUCCAUAAAUAAAUUCAACUUUUGAGAUGAUCAGGUUUUUUUUCAUGGGCUUACCUUGGCAUUUCAAAUUCCAUGAGCCCCUAUUUGUGUAUUGUCAUAGGAAUCCCUGCUUUUCCUGGCCAACUCUUACCAAUUCAUGUCUCCUAGGUUGUUCUUGAAGGUCAAUGGGACGAGGGCUUUAUGUCAAUGGCGAUAAUUGGCGCGACAAAUGUUGGAUCUAUAAAGGUGCAAUGGUUUUCUUCCCACAUACCAAGUUAUCACAUAUUACUGCGAAUUAUUGUUGUUAUUUCAUGAAUCAAAAGGUCUUCUUCUAUGCAAAAGUUACGUGUAUUAAAAUAUUCAUUGAAUCAGAUAUGCUCCAAAGAUUUUUUCGAACUUCGCCUUUUAGGACUAGAUUAUUUCUUCUCGAUCAACCCAUUGAAUCCUGCAUAAAACAUCGGCAGCUGUUCAUAGAACCAGAGUUGAUGACCAACCGGCCAAAACGAAAGCUUCUGCAAACAGAACCUCCUGAAGAACGUCGGUAUGAACCCAGAGGCAUGAAGCUCAAGAAGGGCGACGAAGUAGGAAUUCCAUCUGACGUGAUAAUUCACAUAACAGUCGAUUGGGCCCUUACCUUCGUUCUUAUUUUAUUUCUUAUUUCCUUUUUAGGUCGCAGUAUUCAACAUGGGGUCAACUGUAGUGCUUGUCUUCCAAGCUCCUGUCGCAGGGUCAACUGAGAAAGAUUCAGCUUCUUCGGAAUUCAAGUUCUCCAUCCGAAGUGGGGAUAGAAUCAGAGUUGGAGAAGCUAUUGGGAGAUGGUCUGAUGUAUAG
Molecule: messenger RNA, 8613 nt
Organism: Spirodela intermedia
Lineage: Eukaryota; Viridiplantae; Streptophyta; Magnoliopsida; Alismatales; Araceae
Source: the annotation of a GenBank genome assembly